AUGAAGAGAAAGAAAGGUGGUUGUAUGAUUGAGAAGCAUGAUGGAAGUAAGCGGAAUAUAUAUUUUCCAAAGAACAGGAAAAUGAAAGCAAGUAAAUCCGUUCAGUGCAGAAAGUAUUUCAGAAAUAGAUCUCAGCUUCUUGUGCACCAAAGAAUAAGGAGAGAGGUGAAACCUGAACACUCUGAGACCAGGCAUGAAUUCAGUCUCAGUGGAAAUCUUCAAUGGGAUCAGAAAACCCACACAGGGGAGAAACCUUUUGAAUGCUCAGAGUGUGGAAAGAGAUUCAGUCAGAGGAGGAAUCUUCAAAAUCAUCAGAGAACCCACACGGGUGAAAAACCUUUUGAAUGCUCAGAGUGUGGAAAGAGAUUCAGUGAGAGAGGUACUCUUCAACGUCAUCAGAGGACCCACUCAGGAGAAAAACGUUUUGAAUGCGUGGAGUGUGGAAAGAGAUUCAGUCUGAAUCAGAAUCUUAGAUUGCAUCGUAGAACCCACACAGGGGAAAAACCUUUUGAAUGCUCAGAGUGUGGAAAGAAAUUCAGUUUCAGUGGCGGUCUUCAAUGUCAUCAGAAAACACACACAGGGGAGAAACCUUUUGAAUGCUCAGAGUGUGGAAAGAGAUUCAGUGGGAGAGGUACUCUUCAACGUCAUCAGAGAACCCACACAGGAGAAAAACGUUUUGAAUGCUUGGAGUGUGGAAAGAGAUUUAGUAUGAACCAGAGUCUUAGAUUGCAUCGUAGAACCCACACAGGGGAAAAACCUUUUGAAUGCUCAGAGUGUGGAAAGAAAUUCAGUCAGAGUGGCGGUCUUCAAAAGCAUCAGAGAACCCACACAGGGGAGAAACCUUUUGAAUGCUUAGAGUGUGGGAAGAGAUUCAGUAUGAAUGGCAGUCUUCAACGUCAUCAGAGAACCCACACAGGGGAGAAACCUUUUGAAUGCUCAGAGUGUGGAAAGAGAUUAAGUACGAGCAGCACUCUUCAAUAUCAUCAGCGAACCCACACAGCGAAGAAACCUUUUGAAUGCUUAGAGUGUGGAAAGAGAUUCACAUGUGGGAAGAGAUUUGGUCACAGUGGCAGUCUUCAGAAGCAUCAGAGCACAUACACAGGGGAGAACCUUUUUUGA
Heteronotia binoei (common prickly gecko) is the source of this 1119-nucleotide messenger RNA. Its product is annotated as gastrula zinc finger protein XlCGF17.1-like. The record is from RefSeq and is a predicted model, not a curated record. Gene Ontology annotation, cellular component: nucleus. Gene Ontology annotation, biological process: central nervous system development; regulation of transcription by RNA polymerase II. NCBI's taxonomy places the organism in Eukaryota, Metazoa, Chordata, Lepidosauria, Squamata, Gekkonidae. Gene Ontology annotation, molecular function: RNA polymerase II cis-regulatory region sequence-specific DNA binding; DNA-binding transcription factor activity, RNA polymerase II-specific. The transcript has 2 exons. The coding region runs from base 1 to 1119 and encodes 372 amino acids.